Molecule: messenger RNA, 2571 nt
Organism: Populus trichocarpa (black cottonwood)
Lineage: Eukaryota; Viridiplantae; Streptophyta; Magnoliopsida; Malpighiales; Salicaceae
Product: xanthotoxin 5-hydroxylase CYP82C4
Exons: 4
Coding region: 802-2382 (526 amino acids)
Biological process (GO): defense response to other organism
Molecular function (GO): iron ion binding; monooxygenase activity; oxidoreductase activity, acting on paired donors, with incorporation or reduction of molecular oxygen
Source: RefSeq, a predicted model, not a curated record
UAAAAAAAAGAAGAAAACAGAGGAGACACCAGGGGGACGAAAAAACGAACCAGGGGAGAAACACAAACGAACCAGGGGAGAAAAACAAACACAGACGAAGAAAAAGAAAAAGAAAAGACUGAGAGAGAGGAGACUGGUGACCGAAAAACGGGAGGAGAGGGACGAAAACCAGUUUUCAUCCCCAGAAACUAAGCAAAAAAAAAGAAAAGGUUGGCCACUGUCUUAGCCAUUUCCAACACAGGCGAAAGAAUAUACAGAAGAGAGAGAAAGAGCAGGAGAUAAGAGGAUCGGAAACAGAGGGUGAAGGGAACAAAAUCGGAGGAAGAAGGCAACGACCCGAAAUCCUCCAUCGCGUCUCUGCUUCUCUGCGCACAGUAUCUGCAGCAAUCAACCUGAUGUAAAGAACAUAGUGGCAUGUUAAAGUGGGCAUGAUCCCUGCAUAUCAGUCAUGUUUGCCGACCAGCUCUCACUCCCCAGAUUGAGUUGAGUGACUUGAUGAUAUCGUAUGCAUUUCAGCUUCUCUUCUCACCUUGCAAGAAGUCAUCUGUCAACAUGUUGGUUGGAGAAACAGAACAAAUUUAAAUCCUUACUAAGAGUGAAAUGGGGAUCGAUAAUUUAUUAUGAAAGCAUACAUCAGAAUUUUCUGUUCUCACACUCGCUCACAGGGGCAAGCCAUGGCCCUUGCCACAAACUGUUAGGAAGUGGCCUGCUUCUUGCUGAAUUUAGUUGAAUUGUUGUCUGGAGGUGGCUUAUAAAUUGACUGGGAUGUCAGUUUCACAAUUGUGCAUCUCUCUAUAGAACAUGGAUCCUUCUCCUCAAUUAAUUGCGAUUGCUUUGUUUUUUUCAUGCAUACUUCUCUACAAUGCACUGAUUAAAAAAAACAGUAUUAAAGGUAACCAAAUUAAAGAGGCUCCUGAACCAGCUGGAGCAUGGCCAAUUAUUGGCCAUCUACAUCUGUUAGGUGGGGGUGAUCAGCUUCUAUACCGAACUCUUGGAGCAAUGGCUGAUAAGCAUGGUUCAGCGUUCACUAUCCGUCUCGGCAGUCGCCGGGCUUUUGUGGUGAGUAGUUGGGAGGUAGUGAAGGAAUGCUUCACAAUUAAUGACAAGGCGCUAGCUUCACGUCCGACUACAGUUGCAGCAAAGCAUAUGGGCUACAACUAUGCUGUUUUUGGAUUUGCUCCAUACAGCUCUUUCUGGCGUGAGAUGAGAAAGAUCGCAACUCUUGAACUUCUUUCUAACCGACGGCUUGAGAUGCUUAAGCAUGUUCGAGCUUCUGAAGUUGACAUAGGGAUAAGGGAACUAUACAAUUCGUGGGCUAACAAUAGCUCCAGUCCGGUGGUUGUUGAACUUAAACAAUGGCUAGAAGACUUGACACUUAAUGUGGUCGUCAGAAUGGUGGCUGGAAAGCGUUAUUUUGGUUCUGCUGCCGCCUCUGAUGAUGGAGAGGCAAGACGGUGCCAGAAGGCGAUUAAUCAGUUCUUUCGUCUGAUUGGUAUUUUUGUGGUUUCAGAUGCACUUCCAUUUCUUGGGUGGUUAGAUUUGCAGGGACAUGAAAGGGCAAUGAAGAAUACAGCCAAAGAGUUGGAUGCUAUUCUCGAAGGCUGGCUGGAUGAACAUCGCCAAAGGAGAGUUUCUGCUGGAAUCAAGGAUGAGGGUGAGCAGGACUUCAUCGAUGUGAUGUUGUCACUUAAGGAGGAAGGCCAACUGUCGAAUUUUCAGUAUGAUGCAAAUACCAGCAUCAAGUCUACCUGCCUAGCUCUUAUCCUUGGUGGUAGUGACACCACAGCAGGCACACUAACCUGGGCCAUCUCAUUACUUCUGAACAAUCGCCACAUGUUGAAGAAGGCACAAGAAGAGCUAGACCUCCAUGUUGGCAAGGAGCGGCAAGUUGAAGAUUCAGAUGUUAAGAAUCUUGUUUAUCUACAAGCAAUCAUCAAAGAAACCCUCCGACUAUAUCCAGCUGGUCCCUUGUUAGGACCCCGAGAAGCAAUGGAGGAUUGCAAAGUUGCUGGUUACCAUGUCCCUGCUGGCACCCGCUUGAUAGUAAAUGUAUGGAAGAUUCAAAGGGAUCCGAGAGUUUGGACAAAUCCAUCUGCAUUCCUGCCAGAGAGGUUUCUCACUAGCCAUGGAGAUGUUGAUGUUAGAGGCCAGCAAUUUGAACUUAUUCCUUUUGGUUCUGGUAGGAGGUCCUGUCCAGGUGUGUCGUUUGCACUCCAAGUCCUUCACCUGACACUUGCCCGUCUUCUUCACUCUUUUGAAUUGGCUACCCCAAUGGACCAGCCUGUUGACUUGACUGAAAGUUCAGGUCUAACCAUUCCAAAAGCUACCCCAUUAGAGGUUAUUCUUACCCCACGCUUACCUCCCAAGCUCUAUGGCUAUUGAACCGAGCACUGAAGGAAGGUUGGAUGUGCCAUUUAAAUUUUAAGGAAACAAAGGAGUUUUUGGAUCAGGUAGUUAAUAAUUGUUUCUACUUUGUUAUUGCCUGUUGCAUCGUGUGGAAACUUAUCUUGAUCGAUCAGUUUGUAACGUCCAUUUAUAUUUCAAGCACUGCUCUAGUCUCUGCUGUCCGAA